CAGGUCUGGUCAAGUCUGGUUAGGUCUGGUUAGGUCUGUUAGUCCUGGUUAAGCUGGGUAGAGUGUUUUCCAGUAAUCUUUUACGUUGUUAACUCACAUUACAGGUUUUAAUUUGCACGACCAGAACUUUAAUGCUCACGCUGAAUGUAAACGUGGAGCCUCUGGUCCAGUGAAGCUCAGUUUUAUAUCACAACGUGUAAAAUCCUCCUCCAGUAAUAUCAAAACAGCAGAUCUUCAGACAGUCGGACACACAGAUCAUUGAUCCAUCAGGUGGUUAAUCAGACGUCGUGACCUCAAACUGAACGUCAAACACAAACCAAUCAAGCAAAAAAUUUGGCCUGAUUCUAAAAUUAUGUCUAGUUCUCAUUACAUGAAUUUAGCAUAGAUAUGCAGUAUACAGUACAUACUGCGUUCCUCAGUAGUAUGAAACAGUUAAAGUGAUGUAUUUAGCAGAAUGCUAGGCCAGGCUUUAGCCUUUAAACCAGCUCUUAAAGCACUGGACAAAAAAACUAACUUGUACCACUAUUACAAUAUUACUGAAAAAUACAACUUAGAUUUUUUUUUUUGUUAGCUUACUUUAUAAGAUCCUGCAGGUUCAGCUCCACCACCCCUUAAACUAUUAUUAUACUUAAUUUAUGUUUAACAUAAACAAAUAUUUGAGUUGGGCUACACUGAAGCAUUCUUCUCAUUGAGUAGUUGAAGCAGCUGAAAAGGCUUUUGAAGCAGUUAUUUAAAGGGAAAAUAAGACCAUUUUUCAUGUGAAAGAAGGUUAUAUAUAUUAAAGGUUGUUUUAUAAAUUAGUCUGAUUGAAUAUGUGUUUAAUGAAAUGCUGAAUGACUUUAAAACAGCUCAGUUAUUUUAUAUAAUGAAGAGGUCUAACAGCAAAAACUAAAUAAACUAAAACACCUCUAUCGGCCAAAUUGUUAUUUUAAACAUCGUAAUCAGCCCAGAAUGUUGCAGUCGGUGCAUCUGUAAUUUUCUCCACUAAACAGUCUAAUAUUUAAAAUAUUCUACAAUAAACUGAACUGGAGGUCGAGCUUCAUUUUAAAUAAUAACAUUUUGGAGAUGUGGUCUCUUCACCAUCGUCAUCGUUGUUUGAAUAAAGCUGCAGCCGCAAACAAACCGCAAAACAAACAAACACCUACAGGAAGUUUAAGGUUUCCAUUCCCCUCUUCAGAGGAAAAAGAUCACAGAUCAGUCGAGGAGAAAGGCGACUUCCCCGGGACGUACGUGGAGUUCAUUGGCAGAAAGAGGAUGUCCCCGCCCACACCGAAGCCCCGCCCAGCCAGGCCGCCGUCUGCAGCGUCUGUGAGGACCGACUCUGAGUCAGAGGGAUUCGUGUUGCCGGACCUCCCGGAGCAGUUUGGACCUCCGGACACGGCCCCCCCGCUCCUCAGCAGACUGAUAGAGGCCAUUGAGACUAAAGGUCUGGAAAGUCCCAAUCUGUACCGCGGUCUGAGCGGAGGAGGUCUGGACACCCGGCAGCUGACCGACGCUGACCUGGAGCAGCUGGAAGUGUCGUCGCUGUGUGACGGGGUGUUCCGGUUCCUACAGGAUCUGCCCGGUCCCGUCCUCCCGUCCUCGCUGCAGGCCGACAUGAUCCACGCAGUUCAAGAGGUCCGGGACCUGGAGGAAUGUGCCCAGGUGCUACGGGGGGUGGCCAGCUCGCCGACCUGCCCGGCCCAGUACGGCCUCACCCUGCUCAGCGUGGUCCGACACCUGGCCCGGCUCUGCCUGCACAGCGCCAAGAACCAGCUGAGCCCCCGAAGCCUGGCGGAGAGCUUCAGCCCACCGCUGUUCAGACAGGCUGCAGGGUCUGAAUCCAGUCUGGAUCCUCUGGUUCAGGUCCUGGAGGUUCUGAUAACCAGCGAGCUCAACAUGAACCAGGCUGCACCAGCGUUGCCUCCGAAACCGGUCAAGCCUGCGACUCCAGCACCUUCCUGUAGCUUCAACAACAGUAUUUCCCUGACGGACGCCGAGUGGUACUGGGGAGACAUCUCCAGAGAGGAGGUGAACGAGAAGCUGAGAGACACGGCUGACGGUACGUUCCUGGUUCGAGACGCCUCCACUAAGAUGCACGGAGAUUACACUCUGACUCUGAGGAAAGGAGGCAACAACAAGCUGAUAAAGAUCUUCCAUCGGGAGGGAAAGUACGGCUUCUCCGACCCUUUGACCUUCAGCUCCGUGGUGGAGCUCAUCAACCAUUACCGCCACGAGUCCCUCGCCCAGUACAACCCCAAACUGGACGUCAAGCUGCUCUACCCGGUCUCCAAACACCAGCAGGACCAGGUGGUGAAGGAGGACAGCAUCGAGGCUGUGGGGAAGAAGCUCCACGAGUAUCACCUUCAGUACCAGGAGAAGAACCGAGAGUACGACCGGCUGUACGAGGAGUACACCAGAACCUCACAGGAGAUCCAGAUGAAGAGGACGGCCAUUGAGGCGUUCAACGAGACGAUAAAGAUCUUCGAGGAGCAGUGUCAGACUCAGGAGCGUUUCAGUAAAGAGUACAUCGAGAAGUUUCGCCGAGAGGGCAACGACAAGGAGAUCCAGAGGAUCAUGGAGAACUACGACAAGCUGAAGUCUCGGAUCAGUGAGAUCGUGGACAGUAAGCGUCACCUGGAGGUGGACCUGAAGACACAGGCCGCCGACUACAGAGAGAUCGACAAGAAGAUGAACAGCAUCAAACCGGACCUGAUCCAGCUCCGCAAGACCCGGGACCAGUACCUCAUGUGGUUGACUCAGAAGGGAGUCCGUCAGAGGAAACUCAACGAGUGGCUCGGCCUGAAGAACGAAACCACGGAGGAUGAGUACAGCAUGGUGGAGGAUGAGGAGGACCUUCCUCACCACGACGAGCGUCUGUGGCGUCUCGGAAACAUCAACCGCCUCCAGGCGGAGUCUCUGCUCCGCGGGAAGAGGGACGGGACCUUCCUGGUCCGAGACAGCAGCAAGCCGGGCUGCUACGCCUGCUCCGUCGUGGUGGAGGGCGAGGUGAAACAUUGCGUCAUCAACAAGACGAGCACCGGUUUUGGUUUCGCCGAGCCCUACAACCUGUACGGCUCUCUGAAGGAGCUGGUGCUGCACUACCAGCACACCUCGUUGGUCCAACACAACGACUCGCUCAACGUCACGCUGGCCUUCCCCGUCUACAGCCAGCAGAGACGGUGACCCGCCCGGUCCCCCCCCCCCAUCCAUACUGCCGCCGUGGACCAGCUGCAGCACCAGAACACGACCACGUGACCCGUCUAACGACAGUAAACCGUCCUGGUGCUGCACGUUAAAGGCUUCCUUACAUCCCGUCAGAACGGUGGAAAUCUAAAACUAAUACUUUAAUGUGAACGUCGUCACGUGGAGCUUUAACUUCAGGACUUCAGUUUAAAUAUGGUUCAGUUAUCAGCUGAUCUGUAGCUGAAGAUCAAUUCAUUUGACUCAUCACAGACGGAGACGACGCUGGAGGUCGGGAUCACAGGGGAACCUCCGGUCCGGUCUGGUGUUCGGAUUAAUAUCCAACCGGCUGGAACAUUUUUACACCGUUCCAACUCUUUAAUUCACCGUCUACAAACAAAACUACAACACAUGGAUGAAAGGUUCAGAUUUAAACAACAGUUAGAUGAGUUGUGCUGCGUACGGUUUGAUGUCAACACUUUAAUAAACUGAGACGCUUUAUUUUGUUACAACAAGCUAACGGGACCGUUAGCUUAAAUACGGAAACAAACACCUGACGGAAGAGACCCGUUCAGGUUCACGUAUCAGAAACCCAUGUGAUCAUCUUUUAAUGCUUUCUGUCUGAGGAGGAACGAGGUACCGGACCGCCAGACGUCUCCUCGUUUAGUCUGCGGGAGGUCAGAGGUCAGAGGUCAGACGGACUGGACUACUCAUCCUUUAAUCAUGACACUGAUCCAGACCGCUUCAACUGAGCAGAACCACAGCUAUGGACUGAUGAUGAUGAUGAUGAUGAUGAUGAUGAUGAUGAUGAUGAUGAUGUCAAAGACAAGAGGGCGAACAGUCCAGAGAGGCUUCUCUUGUAUGAACACUGUGAGCGACUGAACGAGGUUUAUAACGACGCCGAAUCAACGGAGCCACGUUUUUAUACGUCAGGAGAAAAAUACACCAGAAACCUGAAUCAUCCAAAGACCCGAACCCGACCCGACCCC
Molecule: messenger RNA, 4151 nt
Organism: Sebastes umbrosus (honeycomb rockfish)
Lineage: Eukaryota; Metazoa; Chordata; Actinopteri; Perciformes; Sebastidae
Product: phosphatidylinositol 3-kinase regulatory subunit alpha-like
Exons: 16
Coding region: 1066-3165 (699 amino acids)
Biological process (GO): insulin receptor signaling pathway; phosphatidylinositol phosphate biosynthetic process
Cellular component (GO): phosphatidylinositol 3-kinase complex
Molecular function (GO): protein binding; 1-phosphatidylinositol-3-kinase regulator activity
Source: RefSeq, a predicted model, not a curated record